AUGAGUUGGACAACAACGUGGGCGAUGUCGUUACCGUCAGUGACGCCUCUCCAAGUGGACACCUUCACUUUCCCUCCGGCUGUUACUUCUCUCGCUUCCUCCAAAAAGCUUUUCCUCGGUGGCGCAGGAGUACGAGGGCUAGAGAUCGAAGGCAAGUUCGUGAUUGUCACGGUGAUCGGAAUUUACCUCCAAGCUAUAGCAGUACCGUCACUCUCCGUUAAGUGGAAGGGAAAGAAUGCAAAGGAGUUAACGGAAUCCAUCUCUUUCUUCCAUCAAAUCAUCACAGGCACAAAACUUAUUUACGUAGAAGUUUAA
This is a messenger RNA of Arabis nemorensis, 315 nucleotides long. The record is from the annotation of a GenBank genome assembly. NCBI's taxonomy places the organism in Eukaryota, Viridiplantae, Streptophyta, Magnoliopsida, Brassicales, Brassicaceae.